CGUACUGUUUAUAAGGAAGUGACUUUGCACUCCUACAGUAGUCCUGUCUGUUUGUUGGCGUGAGUGUGUGUGACAUUUGGAAGCAUGAAGACCUUCGUGUUGUUGAUGUGCCUUGCAGUGGGCUGCCUGGCUCAGACACCUCGUCCGUGCAGGUCUCCCCCUCUUCUGACUGGAGCCAUGUCAGUGGCAAAUGAGAAGGUUAAUGCAUAUGCAAAAUACGACUAUGACGCGUUAGGCGAGCGUAUCCGCUUCAAGGAGAUGGGAUCUUAUGAGAACAAGACAUUCGGCCUGGAUGCCCUUCUGCUCUUCAGAGAGGGCGUCAUGUAUACGAUUAACCACAAGAACCGUACAUGUAAGAAGGAGAGGCUGAAUAAGGAGGACUUCCACCCCAUGGAGAUCCCUGCAGAUGCUGCUCUGCUGGGGCAGGUGAUCCUAGGGAGCUCCUCUGGUCCGGGACAGGGUCUGCUGGUCAACACCUGGUAUGGAGAACGUGCAACCCCAACUGGUGGUAAAGACAAGUGGUUGAGCACCUUCACUGAGUUUGGCUGCAUACCUGUCAGCACUACGUACUACACGGACAAGACUGGCUGGGUGCUUACAACCUUCUUCAACAUUGUUGUUGGGAUCGAUGACCCCCAGCAGUUCUUCCCUCCUAAGUUUUGUCAGGGCGCUAAACUGGAUGCGACUGCAGAUGCAGCCAACUUCUACAGCAUUUUUAAAAACAUAAACUAACGGACCAGGUCCUUCAUUUUCUUUUCUUAUGAGAUUUUCACACAACUAUUGCUUAUUUUUAACCUGUGAUAAAUGUUUUAAUGAAUUUAUAAUUAUAAAAAGGGAUAACUCAUUAAUGUAUAAGAAAAGGGUUAAACCAUGAAUUAUAAAAAAAUUCCAGUACUGACCAUGUAACAUAUGUGAACAUUUUACCUUUGACAAAUGUUAAUUGCUUUCCUUACUACAUAUAGGCCUUGGAAAUGUAAACUUGCACUGUGAACUGUCCUUCUGAAUAAAAUGUCAAGUCUACAGUAAUUGUUCUAUAGUAUAGUUGGACAGCUUUUCACAAGACCUCUGUUCAUAUCGUGUAGACAAAGAAAUGUGUGUACAUCUUUUGUCUAGAUAAAAGUUGGUCAGUUGUA
Oncorhynchus kisutch (coho salmon) is the source of this 1133-nucleotide messenger RNA. RefSeq names its product ependymin-like 1 (gene epdl1). Gene Ontology annotation, cellular component: extracellular region; lysosome. The record is from RefSeq and is a predicted model, not a curated record. The transcript has 6 exons. Gene Ontology annotation, molecular function: calcium ion binding. Gene Ontology annotation, biological process: cell-matrix adhesion. Lineage: Eukaryota; Metazoa; Chordata; Actinopteri; Salmoniformes; Salmonidae. The coding region runs from base 85 to 732 and encodes 215 amino acids.